AUGGUCUUCAUCAGGAGGUCAGUGCUCCAUGGUCUUCAUCAGGAGCCGGAGUGGUACCUGACUCAGGUUCUGGUGUGGAUCACUCACAACUCUGCCUUUAUGGACGACAGGAUCCAGCCGGUGCUGGACCGAGCCGGAGCUGGAGUCAGCGCUAAGGUGGAGCUGUGCCGUGGCCUGCUGUCUCUGGUGCAGCGUAAAGUGCAGAGUGAAGCGCCGCGGCUGCUGUACGAGGACGCUCUCUUCUGCCACCUGCUGGAGGAGCUGCUGCACUUCGAGAGAGAGCUGCGGCUCCAGCAGCUGCUGCCGCCAUCGGUGCCCGCGGUGCUGCACCUGCUGCUGGAGCCCAGUCUGCUGCACAAGUGGCUGAGCCUGGAGAGGAAGAUGGCCCUGGAGAAGGUGGACUCCAUGAUGUCCUCUGAAGGCGCCUGGACGUCUCAGUACAAAGACAUCAGCGACGUGGACGAGCUCAAGGCCCCGGACUGUGCCGAGACCUUCAUGACCCUACUGCAGGUCAUCACCGAUCGGUACAGUAGUCUGCCGUGUCCAUCGUCUCAGUUGAAGUUCCUGGACCUGCAGAGGGAGCUGGUGGACGACUUCCGCAUCCGUCUGACUCAGGUGAUGAAGGAGGAGUCCCGGGCGCCGCUGGGAGCUCGUUACUGUUCUAUCCUGAACGCUGUGAACUACAUCAUCACCAUCCUCUGUGACUGGGAGGACAAUGUGUGUCAGAACCUGGGUCGUCUCACUACGCUGCAGAUCGGUCAUGACAACACUGGUCUUUUGUCCUCGUGCCUCGUGGACUGUGUCCUGGUCCGGAACCAGGUGACAGGCCACACCUACAGGUCAGUACCAUCAGUCCCUCUGGUCACACCUACAGGUCAGUACCAUCAGUCCCUCUGGUCACUCCUACAGGUCAGUACCAUCAGUCCCUCUGGUCAAUACCAUCAGUCCCUCUGGUCACACCUACAGGUCAGUACCAUCAGUCCCUCUGGUCACACCUACAGGUCAGUACCAUCAGUCCCUCUGGUCACUCCUACAGGUCAGUACCAUCAGUCCCUCUGGUCACACCUACAGGUCAGUACCAUCAGUCCCUCUGGUCACUCCUACAGGUCAGUACCAUCAGUCCCUCUGGUCAGUACCAUCAGUCCCUCUGGUCACACCUACAGGUCAGUACCAUCAGUCCCUCUGGUCACUCCUACAGGUCAGUACCAUCAGUCCCUCUGGUCACACCUACAGGUCAGUACCAUCAGUCCCUCUGGUCACUCCUACAGGUCAGUACCAUCAGUCCCUCUGGUCACACCUACAGGUCAGUACCAUCAGUCCCUCUGGUCAGUACCAUCAGUCCCUCUGGUCACACCUACAGGUCAGUACCAUCAGUCCCUCUGGUCACUCCUACAGGUCAGUACCAUCAGUCCCUCUGGUCACUCCUACAGGUCAGUACCAUCAGUCCCUCUGGUCAGUACCAUCAGUCCCUCUGGUCACACCUACAGGUCAGUACCAUCAGUCCCUCUGGUCACACCUACAGGUCAGUACCAUCAGUCCCUCUGGUCACUCCUACAGGUCAGUACCAUCAGUCCCUCUGGUCACACCUACAGGUCAGUACCAUCAGUCCCUCUGGUCACUCCUACAGGUCAGUACCAUCAGUCCCUCUGGUCACUCCUACAGGUCAGUACCAUCAGUCCCUCUGGUCACACCUACAGGUCAGUACCAUCAGUCCCUCUGGUCACACCUACAGGUCAGUACCAUCAGUCCCUCUGGUCACUCCUACAGGUCAGUACCAUCAGUCCCUCUGGUCACACCUACAGGUCAGUACCAUCAGUCCCUCUGGUCACUCCUACAGGUCAGUACCAUCAGUCCCUCUGGUCAGUACCAUCAGUCCCUCUGGUCACACCUACAGGUCAGUACCAUCAGUCCCUCUGGUCACUCCUACAGGUCAGUACCAUCAGUCCCUCUGGUCACACCUACAGGUCAGUACCAUCAGUCCCUCUGGUCACUCCUACAGGUCAGUACCAUCAGUCCCUCUGGUCACACCUACAGGUCAGUACCAUCAGUCCCUCUGGUCAGUACCAUCAGUCCCUCUGGUCACACCUACAGGUCAGUACCAUCAGUCCCUCUGGUCACUCCUACAGGUCAGUACCAUCAGUCCCUCUGGUCACUCCUACAGGUCAGUACCAUCAGUCCCUCUGGUCAGUACCAUCAGUCCCUCUGGUCACACCUACAGGUCAGUACCAUCAGUCCCUCUGGUCACACCUACAGGUCAGUACCAUCAGUCCCUCUGGUCACUCCUACAGGUCAGUACCAUCAGUCCCUCUGGUCACACCUACAGGUCAGUACCAUCAGUCCCUCUGGUCACUCCUACAGGUCAGUACCAUCAGUCCCUCUGGUCACACCUACAGGUCAGUACCAUCAGUCCCUCUGGUCACACCUACAGGUCAGUACCAUCAGUCCCUCUGGUCACUCCUACAGGUCAGUACCAUCAGUCCCUCUGGUCACACCUACAGGUCAGUACCAUCAGUCCCUCUGGUCACUCCUACAGGUCAGUACCAUCAGUCCCUCUGGUCAGUACCAUCAGUCCCUCUGGUCACACCUACAGGUCAGUACCAUCAGUCCCUCUGGUCACUCCUACAGGUCAGUACCAUCAGUCCCUCUGGUCACACCUACAGGUCAGUACCAUCAGUCCCUCUGGUCACUCCUACAGGUCAGUACCAUCAGUCCCUCUGGUCACACCUACAGGUCAGUACCAUCAGUCCCUCUGGUCACUCCUACAGGUCAGUACCAUCAGUCCCUCUGGUCACACCUACAGGUCAGUACCAUCAGUCCCUCUGGUCACACCUACAGGUCAGUACCAUCAGUCCCUCUGGUCACACCUACAGGUUCCCGUGUGGCCGUUGGCUCGGCUCUGGUGUGGGAGAUGGGAGCCUGGAGCGGGUGCUGAUCGCGGAGCUGCUGCCCCCUGCUGGAGCAGAGGAGGACACUGCACAGAGCUCACCUGUGCACACACACAGAGACACACACACACGGAGGGUCAGCCUCAGCAGCAUCACGGCCAGCGGCAUUAAGCCGAGCUCGGGGCAGAUCCAGGACGCUUUGGGAGAAGUCAUCAACAACAUGAUACAAUACUUCCACAGACCAGAGAAAGAGCGUGGCAGUCUGACAGUGCACCUGUGUGGGGAGGAUGGUCUGGUGACAGCUCUAGAGCAGCUUUUUUCUCACGGCUUCAAAUCUUCGCGACGUUUCCACAAAAACAUCUUUAUCUGGGACUUUGUGGAGAGGGCCUGCUCAGACCUGGGCUCUGCAGACCAGACUCGUCCUCUCGGUCGAUACGUUGAGGCCAUAAACUCGUCGUCUCGGAGCGUCGGGAAGGACGGGAAGUUCCAGCUGCUGGUCUGUCUGGGCACCAGGGACCAUGCUCUGGCUCAGUGGCUCCCCCUGCUGGCCUCCAGUCCUGUAGCUCUGCAGCUGUACGAGGACUGGGCUCUGCUGCGAGACCUUUCAGCUGUGAACAGUCUGAGCCAAGUCCUGAUGACGCUGCACCAGUUUCCCCUGAGACUGGAACCCUCGCUGGUCAAAGGAGUCUGCAUCUGA
Messenger RNA from Knipowitschia caucasica, 3582 nucleotides. The record is from the annotation of a GenBank genome assembly. NCBI's taxonomy places the organism in Eukaryota, Metazoa, Chordata, Actinopteri, Gobiiformes, Gobiidae.